Sabethes cyaneus is the source of this 1424-nucleotide messenger RNA. RefSeq lists its product as uncharacterized. Bases 309 to 1091 code for a protein of 260 amino acids. The transcript is spliced from 2 exons. NCBI's taxonomy places the organism in Eukaryota, Metazoa, Arthropoda, Insecta, Diptera, Culicidae. The record is from RefSeq and is a predicted model, not a curated record.
UCGUUGCAAGUUGCGUGUUUUCGACGCUCGGCGUUUGCGUCACCUUGCUUAUUGCUACCUCCUAGGAACCGUGCCUUUUCCCUGACUGAUUGUUUUAGUUUCUUCUUCCAUACGCAGUGGAAUUACUAUUUAUUCCCUCGGUUUGUUUCACUUUUGGAUGGAGUGUUGAAUGAAUGCGCUAUAAAGAAACCUGGUAUUGAUUCAGCAGUGUAGUGCGACUUCCAGUUGUCGAAAGCAAGAAGAUAUACAGUAACACCUAAAGUGGAAAUUAGGUUGAUUUUAAGCCUGAAUCGCACCACGGCCCGGCCAUGAACUACGGACGGAAGACACCGUCGACCUACAGGUCGACACCAUCGGUAUAUUCACAUAUCACAAGCCGAUCGCAGUCCAACUUGCACUCACAACGAUCUAAAUCGUUGAAAUCACUGCGAAUACCAUGGUACCAGAAGCCCAUCUUGCACAACAACAAAUACAUGGACAUACAACGAGGUGCCAUCAUUACUGGAACGUUUUCAAUUUUCGUCGCAUUAUUCACAAUCAUAACAGCCAUUUUUGACAUUUACUGUCUGGCGAUGGCCGCUCCAGGAUCAACACACUACGGAUACUAUGUAAUUUCAUACGAGUUUGUCUACGUGGGAAAUGUUCACGUUCGAAAUGCUCUCAUGAUUGCCGCACUGUUUUCCCUGAUAGGUGGUUUGGUAGUUCUGAUAACCAGUAUUAUGCUGGUUCACGCCCUGCGUAAGGAGCACGAGAAUAGAAUCGUCCCGUGGCUGUGGACAUUUGCACUUUUCACAUUAUUCCGGUUCUUAGCUCUGCUGCUGUUUUCGAUUGUCAACGACCUUAUCUUUGCGUACAACAUUUUGAUAACUCUGAUCUGGAUCCUGAUCGUUCUGGCUUCCGUGUACGGAUGGAUGAUGGUGUAUUCACUGUACCUGGAGUUGGCCGAUCUGACCAAGUUGGAAGAUCUGGCCCAUCUACGCAUGGGUACCAUGCAAUCGCUCAACGCUUCGGUAGCACACUCAUUGGCAGGAUCUCGCCCUACGACUCCGCACAGUACAGUCUCUACGAUGCCCGUAGGGGGCGUAGUUUAGUGUGAACAACGUACACGCUCUAGCCAUGGCCAGAAGAUCGGUAAGAUUGCUGUAAAACGAAUCUAUAAUUUAAGUGACGAACCCGCACUUGAACGUAACAAUAGCAGUUAAGUCCGUCCAAGAAUUUAGGUGUUAGAAUUUAUUAAAUAUUCCAUGUACGUUUAAUCCAGAAGUAUUAACGUUGUCAGUGAAACAUAAAAUAAAAACAGAUGUGUAUAGACGUGCCUUUUCUAAUGAAUAUCAUGUUACUACAGCCGCCUUAAAGUAACGCUAAAAAUCUAUUUAAAAGAUUUUGUUAGUUCGAUAAGUCAAAAAAUCAUACAAUAAACGAAA